AUGUUAGGACCCUCUACGAUUCUCUUCCUCCUUGUAAACUCACAGAAGCAUGAGGUCAAUCCUGCUGAAAUGGCUACCCGGGCUCAUGCUUCUAUUGCCACCACCAAAGGUUCUGCCUUUCAUAUGUCAUCUCCAAAGCUCGAAUGGAUUAUUGACUCGGUUGCUACAGAUCACACGGCAUUUGAUCCUAGCCAACUUAUUUGUUGCAAACCAUCCACUCAGUCGACAUCUUCAAGGGGAAGACGAUUGAUUGCAUUGCCGUUGGCAAUGCCGACGUGUGAGCUAUGGAGUUUCGUCCCCCGGUUGGACAGCUCAUCCCUAGCCGCAGGACAGCACCUAGAAUUCUGCUGGCUAGCCAAACAAUCCCCCAGUUGGAUUGUUUCCCCAGUACAUUAG
Molecule: messenger RNA, 396 nt
Organism: Prunus armeniaca (apricot)
Lineage: Eukaryota; Viridiplantae; Streptophyta; Magnoliopsida; Rosales; Rosaceae
Source: the annotation of a GenBank genome assembly